Messenger RNA from Ceratotherium simum simum (southern white rhinoceros), 2992 nucleotides. RefSeq names its product E2F transcription factor 7 (gene E2F7). Gene Ontology annotation, molecular function: RNA polymerase II cis-regulatory region sequence-specific DNA binding; DNA-binding transcription factor activity, RNA polymerase II-specific. Lineage: Eukaryota; Metazoa; Chordata; Mammalia; Perissodactyla; Rhinocerotidae. The record is from RefSeq and is a predicted model, not a curated record. Gene Ontology annotation, cellular component: RNA polymerase II transcription regulator complex. Gene Ontology annotation, biological process: regulation of transcription by RNA polymerase II.
GCCGGGGCUGCAGUCGCGCUCGGCGGGUCGGAGCGCUGGCGCUGUCCGGACGCCGCGCGGGCCCCGCCAGCGCAGGGCACUCGGAGCGGGGGGCUGCGCGCCUCGCUGUCCCCGCCCGAUGUCGCCGCCCGGCUGCUGAUCGCGUCGCCCCGCUGAUCCCGCGCGGGUGUGGGACAGUGGUGGUCCCGGCAGAGGCAGGAAGCCUCCUUCGCAAAGCGGGAAUGGAGGUAAAUUGUUUAACACUAAAAGACUUGAUCAACCCCAGGCAGCCCGGACUAGAUUUUGCAAUUGAAGAUGGGGAAAAUGCACAGAAGGAAAAUAUAUUUGUUGAUCGGUCAAGAAUGGCCCCGAAGACUCCAAUAAAAAGUGAACCAAUUGAUUUAUCAAAGCAAAAAAUCUUCACUCCAGAAAGAAAUCCCAUAACUCCAGUGAAGCUUGUCGACAGACAGCAGGCAGAACCAUGGACACCCACAGCUAACCUGAAGAUACUCAUUAGUGCUGCCAGCCCCGACAUAAGAGACCGGGAGAAGAAAAAGGGACUGUUCAGACCCAUUGAGAACAAGGACGAUGCAUUUACAGACUCUCUGCAGCUUGAUGUUGUUGGGGACAGUGCUGUGGACGAAUUUGAAAAGCAAAGGCCAAGCAGAAAACAGAAAAGUUUAGGACUCCUGUGCCAGAAGUUUCUAGCUCGCUAUCCAAGUUAUCCCUUGUCAACUGAGAAAACUACCAUCUCCCUAGAUGAAGUUGCUGUCAGUCUUGGAGUUGAAAGGAGACGCAUCUAUGACAUCGUAAACGUGCUGGAGUCUCUGCAUCUGGUCAGUCGGGUGGCCAAAAAUCAAUAUGGCUGGCAUGGACGGCACAGCCUGCCCAAAACCUUGAGGAACCUCCAGAGACUAGGAGAGGAGCAGAAAUAUGAAGAGCAGAUGGCACACUUCCAACAGAAAGAGCUCGACCUGAUGGAUUAUAAAUUUGGAGAACGUAAAAAAGAUGGCUAUUCAGAUUCCCAAGAUCAACAGUUAUUGGAUUUCUCUGAACCCGACUAUCCCUCUUCAUCUGCAAACAGUAGAAAAGACAAGUCUCUGAGAAUUAUGAGCCAGAAGUUUGUCAUGCUGUUCCUCGUCUCCAAAACUAAGAUUGUUACUCUUGAUGUGGCUGCCAAAAUACUGAUAGAAGAAAGCCAAGACACCCCGGACCAUAGUAAAUUUAAAACAAAGGUACGCCGCCUCUAUGACAUAGCCAAUGUUCUGACCAGCUUGGCUCUGAUAAAGAAAGUGCAUGUAACAGAAGAGCGGGGCCGUAAGCCAGCCUUCAAAUGGAUUGGGCCUGUGGACUUCAGUUCUGGUGAUGAAGAACGAGUGGAUGUUUCUGCAUCUGUCUUACCAGAAUUGAAAAGAGAAACAUAUGGCCAGAUUCAAGUCUGUGCAAAACAGAGGCUGGCUCGACAUGGUUCCUUUAACACAGUUGAGGCUUCUGAGAGGAUCCAGAGGAAGGUGAACUCGGAACCCAGCAGCCCUUACAGAGAAGAACCAGGAUCAGGUGGCUACUCCUUAGAAAUUGGAAGUCUGGCAGCAGUUUACCGACAGAAAAUAGAAGACAAUUCACAGGGGAAAGCCUUUGCCAGUAAGAAAGUGACACCUCUAUCUAGCAGCCUGGACCCUGCUGCUCCUUUCCCUGUCCUCUCUGUUGACUCAGAAUAUUGUGUGAGUCCUUUGGCCCACCAGGUAUUCUCUGUGGCUCAAAGGGACUUGCAGGCCUUCUCCGUGCAGAAUGGUCUGAAUGGACCAGCAGGCAUUGUCUCACGGGCUUCUGCGGCCUCGGAUGUGGAGAGCCUGAAGCCAGCCCUGCUGGCCGGCCAGCCCAUGGUGUACGUGCCCUCCACCUCACUGUUCAUGCUGUAUGGGAGCCUACAGGAGGGACUGUCCUCAGAGUCUGCAUCAGAGAGGGACAGCAGAAGCUCGGAAGUCACAGCAGCAGCAGAGCAGUCAUCAACACCCUCAGUUCAGAAGCGCCUCAGUGAGGAGAGGAAGCCCCAGGAGGAGGAGGAGCCAGCCACUAAAAGACAAAGUAGGGACUAUGAAGACGGCCCUCUGUCCCUUGUCAUGCCCAAGAAACCCUCAGAUUCCACAGACAUGGCCUCUCCCAAGACCGUGGGUAACGGGGGGUCUAUGCCCCUUGAAGACAUUCAGAGAAAUGGCCAACUCCCUGCUGGAAAGGAGGUUUUGGGAAAGGCUACAGCAAACUGCUUCGUUUCUUCUGAGUGGGGAAAUCCUUCCAGAAAUACAGAGAUUGAAAAGCCUUCAAAAGAAAAUGAAAGCACCAAAGAGCCCUCUCUGCUGCAGUAUCUAUAUGUGCAGUCGCCGGCCGGAUUCAAUGGUUUCAAUGUGCUCUUAUCUGGCAGUCAGCACCCCCAUGCCGUGGGACCCUCUUCAGGUCAGCUGCCGUCCCUCAGUGUUCCUUGCAUGGUCUUACCACCUCCGACGCUGGGCCCUUUUCCUGUUCUCUGUUCUCCCACAAUGCCUGGACCAGUGUCCUCUGCCCUUGGCGCUCUCCCAAACUCGGGACCUGUGAAUUUUGGCCUGCCUGGCCUCGGAUCAACAGCUCACCUUCUCAUCAGCCCUGCAGCCAUGGUUAAUCCAAACUCCUCAACACUCCCCUCCACAGACCCUCAGCUUCAGGGUCCACACUCACUUAACCUGAGUCCAGUGAUGUCAAGAUCACACGUCAUCCAGCCUGAAUCCCCCGUUUACGGGGGACAUCCAGUCUCUGCAGUAAAAUUACAACAGUCACCAGCUCCAGUGACCCCCAAGAGCAUCCGACGCACACAUCGUGAGACAUUUUUCAAGACCCCUGGCAGCCUUGGAGACCCUGUCCUUAGGAGAAGAGAAAGAAAUCAGUCACGAAACACCAGCUCGGCACAGAGGAGACUCGAAAUACCCAGCGGCGGGGCUGACUAACCUGACACUGCCAGGCGGGGUGGGAGCAAACCACCCGA